Molecule: messenger RNA, 1369 nt
Organism: Galleria mellonella (greater wax moth)
Lineage: Eukaryota; Metazoa; Arthropoda; Insecta; Lepidoptera; Pyralidae
Product: protein MIS12 homolog
Exons: 2
Coding region: 179-802 (207 amino acids)
Biological process (GO): mitotic cell cycle
Cellular component (GO): chromosome, centromeric region; nucleus
Source: RefSeq, a predicted model, not a curated record
UCUCUCUCUAAUCUGUGUAACAUAGUGAUUACUUGCUCUGUGUUUGCUUUUUUUUUAAUUUGCCGUUUUGAAUUUAAAAAUCAACUGUCUUAUCGUUUAAUUGUAUUUAAAUAAAUAAUUUCUUGUCAGUUGUAACUAUACAUUUAUUCUUCCAUACAUUUAAAUUACUAAAAGAAAAAUGAUCAACACCGUACCUUGGAGUGGAGGUACUGACGAAGAAUAUGAAACUCAACAUUUUGGUUUUGGUGCGCAAAGAUUAAAAAUUGCAAUUCGCCAAAUGGUGGAACAAAAAAUAACAAAUGGAGUUAAAGACAUGGAAUCUUAUUUGAAAGAAUCAUUGAGAUUGAAUGAUAAAGAUAAAGCUACUAUAACUCAUUCGUUUGAUAAACUUAUAAAGUUGUUUUGCGACCGCGCUGAACCCUCACUUGAUAUUAUAGAUGGCGAAAUAGAAAGAAUAUUUAGGAUUCCAUCCAAUGUACUUUUACCUGAAGAUGAAGCUCAGCUGCAAGAUAUAUCUGAUACAGACUACGAGAGUCUCAAGGCAGAAGUAGCAGAUUUACGAAAACGAGUCGAAAGAGGAGUCCUAAUGGAAGCAUUGCUGACAGCAGAGGAAGAAGAGCUGUCCUCAAUAGAAAAUAUAUGUGAAACUGCAAAAAAAGAUAUGAAACUAUUAGAUUUACUCCACAAGAGUAUUGACGGCAGUGAUAGCUUGAAAACAAUUCAAAAUGACACACAAUUCUUAUGUGCAAGUGUGCCAUAUAUAAUGAAGAAUAAUUCUGGUGUUGAAUUAUUUGAAGAUUAAUUUAGGUUUAUUAUAUAAAAUAACAUUUAGCAAAAACCUAAUGCAAUGAAAAAAAAAAUAGAAAGAAAAUAUGGUAAUUAAUAGUUUUUAAAAUAUAUUCUAAGGCCUUCAGAUCUAUUAAAGAUCAUUAGCAGUGUGUUUAAGGUAUAGUCAUCAACAGAAGAACAUGACCAUGACAUGAACAGAACGAAAUGUAUUUCUAAAGUUUUGGGAACAAAUUUUGUAUGUACGGCCAUAGAUAAUAAUUAUAAUGCUAUGUAUGACGAAAAAUGUUCACUAGAAACGAACCAAUAGAUGGAGAGUGUUCAUUUCAAAUCAUUCAAUUCAUAAACCUAGAAUAAAGUUGCUCUAAAUUUGUUGUACUAUAAGCAGUAUACAUUUAUAUAUACAUUACAAAUUCUGGAACAUCCUUAUGUUGCUGGGAACUAUGUUACCUAUAUCAGAGCCGAAUUUUAUAGUUUCUAAAAAAAAGCUUAUUCCUUCCUAAAAGGCUGACAACACACCACACCUGCAAUUUCUCUGGUAUAUGUUAUUAAAAAGCACUACUAAACGGCCGCUAGCAGAGGG